This is a messenger RNA of Drosophila guanche, 872 nucleotides long. RefSeq names its product protein max (gene Max). NCBI's taxonomy places the organism in Eukaryota, Metazoa, Arthropoda, Insecta, Diptera, Drosophilidae. Gene Ontology annotation, cellular component: RNA polymerase II transcription regulator complex. The record is from RefSeq and is a predicted model, not a curated record. Bases 148 to 639 code for a protein of 163 amino acids. The transcript is spliced from 5 exons. Gene Ontology annotation, molecular function: DNA-binding transcription factor activity; protein dimerization activity. Gene Ontology annotation, biological process: positive regulation of transcription by RNA polymerase II.
GGAAGCAACAACAAAAAUAUCUGACAAUUACAGUUAACAACAACAACAAGAAGUUGCAGCAUUACUACCAAUCUUCGGGCCCCUCUCGAAUAGAAUCAAUCAAGUGCGCCCUUGUGCUGGCUAGACGACACAAUAACUGUACCAGCCAUGAGUAUGAGCGAUGAUGACAGAGAUAUCGAUAUUGAGAGUGACGACGAUGGCGACUCGGAUACGGGGUUGGGCUCGUCUCGUCACACGAAUACAGCAAAUUUUACACAGGCCGAGAAGAGAGCACACCAUAACGCACUGGAGAGACGGAGAAGAGAUCACAUCAAGGAGAGCUUCACCAAUCUGCGAGAGGCUGUGCCCACGCUAAAGGGUGAAAAGGCUAGUCGUGCUCAAAUACUCAAGAGGACCACGGAAUGCAUACAGACAAUGAGGAAGAAAAUCAACGACAAUCAAAAAGACAUUGAUGAGAUCAAGAAACAGAACAUCCAACUGGAUCAGCAGAUUCGUGCCAUGGAAGGUGCCAUGAACGGCGAUGGCUAUGCCGAUCUGCAGAGCGAGGAUGAUGUGUGCAGUGACGAUGUGGAGGACGAGGAUCUGGAACUUCCCGAUUCCAGUAGACGCAAUAAAAAGAUGAAAACCUUCCACGCAUAGCCGCCAAUUAUAUAAAUUAACAUAUUUUAGCUAUAGGCCCACAAAAUUAUGUGAAUCAUCAUCGCAUAUGGGCAGCGAGUCCAAGAAAGCGUGUCCCUCCGUCACCACAAAAUCCUCAAAUUCUACCUUAAUGUGUGUGUGUGUGCACCCGUGUGUGCGUAUCUUUUGUACUUUGAACAAAGCUUUGUUGCUCCAACUAAUUAAUUAAGAUUGAAAGUAUAUAUUUUAGAAAA